Cucurbita moschata (crookneck pumpkin) is the source of this 1938-nucleotide messenger RNA. Its product is annotated as aspartyl protease family protein 1-like. The record is from RefSeq and is a predicted model, not a curated record. NCBI's taxonomy places the organism in Eukaryota, Viridiplantae, Streptophyta, Magnoliopsida, Cucurbitales, Cucurbitaceae. The transcript is spliced from 9 exons. Gene Ontology annotation, biological process: proteolysis. The coding region runs from base 225 to 1787 and encodes 520 amino acids. Gene Ontology annotation, molecular function: aspartic-type endopeptidase activity.
ACGGUUCCGUCCAGAGUGUAGAACGUCAACAGAGAGAGAGAGAGUGAGAGAAGAAGAAAACUGCGGCUGAGGCUGACUUGCGAGGAAGACGAUCCCUUCUCAAAGUCUCCUUCGCAAAUCCUUCGAAAUUCAUAUGUAAUGCCAUUGUUUUGUCUUCAUAAUCAUCAUCUUCUUCUUCUUCAAUCCUUUCUAAUUCUACUUCUAUUUCCCCCAAAUCAGAAUCCAUGGCUUCCCCUUCUCCCUUUUCCCUAACGCUCUGCGUUUUCUUUUCCGUUUUCAGCUUCCUUUCCCGUUCCUCUCUCGCUCUCGGAUCUUUUAGCUUCGAUAUCCACCACCGUUACUCCGACGUCGUCCGUGGAAUCCUCCCCGUCGAUGGCUUACCGGAGGAAGGGACUGUCGACUACUACACCGCCAUGGUCCGUAGGGAUAUUCUUCUUCAUGGUCGUCGACUUUCUGAAGAUCAGCCUCCUCUAACUUUCCUCCUCGGCAACGAAACUGUUCGAGUUAACCCGCUGGGAUUCCUGCAUUACGCUAAGGUUACAGUGGGAACGCCUAAGGUUUCGUAUUUAGUGGCGUUGGAUACUGGCAGCGAUUUGUUCUGGUUACCAUGUGAUUGUGUUAAUUGUGUUACAGAGUAUAAUACAUCCGAAGGGAGAGCAAGGUUUAAUAUCUACAGCCCCAGUAAUUCAUCAACUAGCAAGGAGGUCCCAUGUAGUAGUUCUUUGUGUCAACAUGCAAACCAAUGCUUUUCACCAAGUGACCCGUGCCCCUAUAAGGUUUCGUACCUUUCUGAUAACACCUCGUCUACUGGCUACUUGGUCGAGGAUAUAUUGCACUUAGCCACAAACGAUGGCCGAUCAAAACCCGUCAAUGCAAAUAUUACUCUGGGGUGUGGUCGGGACCAGAGUGGUGCAUUUUUAAGCACGGCAGCACCAAAUGGUUUAUUUGGGCUCGGAAUCGAGAGUGUUUCGGUUCCUAGCAUCUUGGCAAAUGAAGGACUCACUUCAAAUUCUUUUUCCUUAUGUUUUGGACCUCGUGGAAUGGGAAGAAUUGAAUUUGGAGAUAAAGGUAGUCCAGGUCAAAGUGAAACACCAUUCAACGUAGGACAUAGGCAUCCUACUUAUAACAUCAGCAUCACUCAGUUGAACGUGGGAGGAAACGUUUCCAAUCUUGAUUUUGCUGCAGUUUUCGAUUCUGGGACCUCGUUUACCUACUUGAACGAACCGGCCUAUUCGCUCAUUGCUGACAAAUUCGAUUCUAUGGUUGACGAAAAGCGGUAUAUGGGGAAUUUAGACAUCCCUUUUGAGAACUGCUAUGAACUGAGCCCAAAUCAAACCAAGUUCAGAUACCCUGUGAUGAAUCUGACAAUGGAAGGUGGUGCUCAUUUUUUCAUCAACCAUCCAAUAGUUGUGCUCGCCAGUGAAGCCACAUCAUGGUUUUAUUGUCUUGCCAUUUCUAGAAGUGACAACAUAAACAUCAUUGGACAAAACUUCAUGACUGGUUAUCACAUAGUUUUUGACCGUGAAAAGAUGGUUUUGGGAUGGAAGGAAUCAAACUGCACCGGUUAUGAGGAUGUUAAAACGAACAAUCUUCCCAUCCAUCCAUCGACUGCACCCACCGCGGCCCCUGCCCCGGGCACAACAAUCAAGCCAGAAGCCAACAGCCAGAUGAAUAACAGUUCUGAAACAUUAGACAAACCAAGAUCUGCAAAUAAUAGCAAAAAGCUUGGAAGCUCAGUCAUUCUCAGGUUGUUAAUGGCUGGUGUUCCAUUUUUGGGUUUUGUUUGAUCAUUAUAUUAUAUUCUUAUAUUGUUUAACAGUGAUAUAGUGUGAGUUUAUUUAUAGUUUGAUAGAUACUUUCAUGUAAAUGAAACUGUUUGCAAGUGGAAGUACAGAUAGAUGCUUUCAUAUAUAGAAGAAAUUCAUCUUUGAGUAUGAA